Messenger RNA from Centropristis striata (black sea bass), 1973 nucleotides. RefSeq names its product zona pellucida protein C (gene zpcx). The coding region runs from base 176 to 1912 and encodes 578 amino acids. Gene Ontology annotation, cellular component: extracellular matrix. The transcript has 9 exons. Gene Ontology annotation, molecular function: acrosin binding. Gene Ontology annotation, biological process: egg coat formation; binding of sperm to zona pellucida; positive regulation of acrosome reaction. Lineage: Eukaryota; Metazoa; Chordata; Actinopteri; Perciformes; Serranidae. The record is from RefSeq and is a predicted model, not a curated record.
UUUUCUGGGAAAUUUUAUUACUGCCCGAUCAGUGAUAAAAAAGCAGCAUCCCUUUUUUCAGGAUGUUCCAAGAUUUUUUGACAACACCAGGCCUUUCCCUUUUGAAAGAAAUUUUCAUUUCACUCCCUAUGACACCAUCUUCAGCUCGUGGCGGACUCAGAGCCCUGAGUUUCACAUGCUGGCUGAUUUACCUCCCAUGAUGAUCGUUCCCAAGGUAGAGGUGUCUUGUGAUGAAUCCAAGCUAACUCUGCUGGUUGAUAAGAGAGCCAACAAUCUUGUUCUGACUGGAGAGGAAAUCCAGUUGGGUAAUGGAUGCUAUAGCAAUAGAGAGCUCCCGAAUCAGUUUGUCUUCACUUACGGUUUGGAUGAGUGUGGAACUACCCCUGUGAAGCAGAAUGGCUUGUUGAUGUUUACCAACUCCCUCCAUCUGAAUCUCAAAAAACCUCUCCCCAACUGGUGGCAAACUCUUCCUACCGUGCACAUAUCCUGCAUCCCAAAGAAGUCUUAUCUGAACUACUAUGACUCAUCAACGUUUCCUGAGAAUAGCAAGACCUUUAACAUCAAAGCCAUGAAUCCAUCCUGGACCAGCCCUGCAGAGUCUAAUGUCUAUAAAAGAGGCCAGGUUGUAAACCUCCAGGUUUCAGCCAAAACCAGGCCAGAGCAGCAGCUUUUCAUCCAGUCCUGCUUCGUCUCUGCAUCUCCUGAGCAUCAGAGUAGACUCAAACAUGCAGUCAUCAUGAAUAAAGGGUGCACAGCCCCGUUGGGUUCUCGUCAUGCCGUUGUGCGAUUUGUGGAGUCCAACAAAGCAGAUGUGGUUAAUUUUGUUGUGAACACAUCUUAUCUUAUUUCUGAGAUGUACAUCCACUGCAGUGUCCUCCUCUCUGACCAUGGUGUCAACUCUGGCUCUAAAUCCUGCAACUAUAACCUGAUUGAGUCAAGGUGGGAGGAUCUUGGUGGGAAUGUAGAGGUGUGCGAGUGCUGCAGCUCAAGAUGUAAAGGCCUGUCUGUCAAAUACAUUCCUGAAGAUGCAAAGGCCAUCAUCAGUGCUGGCCCCUUUGUCAUUGUGGACAAUAAUGGCGCAGCAAGUCCUGAGCCUUCUGUCUCUGAACCGCAACAAGCCUCCAGCACUCCUGUUGCAGCCGACUCCGUGCAAACUGAUGGUGCAGCCACUGAAGGCUCAAUUGUUUCUGGUACUUCUGUAUCCAGACCUCCUCAGGGUGUGGUGGUGGUGAGUCAGGACCCAGCUAACAAACUGACCCUCUGGCUACCUGGACAGGUGCAAGAUCCAAAACACGAUGAGAAUCUUGGUUCCAAAUCUGAAGACACUUUUGAGGCAAGCAAUGCUGUAUCAAAGGACCUUCCUGAGCUGCAACCUGCAACAGAUCAGCAGUCCCUUCAGAAGCUGCCCACGAACAUGAUUGCAGGUCAAAGUGCAAAUGAGCUGGGAAGUGACGCUCCUAUGUUCGAUCUGAAUCUUCUCACACUGGUUGAUGGCUGGAUAAUUCCUCCACUAAUGGGAAAAGCCGCCUUUACAGAUGAAUCCCAAACAAAAAGGCGUUUUAUAAGAUCUGGAAUGUUUGACAAAGAGACCCCACAAGAGUUUGACCUCCCUCUGACAGCUGAGAUAACCAUGAGUGUCCUUAACCCGACUGAUUGUAACCAAAUUGGAGACAAGAUGGCAGAUGCAGCUGUGCUCCCCCAAGAAGAAGAAAAUGAUGCCCAACCAAUAAUUCGCUCAAAACUUCAGUUUUCCAAAGGUACUGAUGGAUCAAAGACUCUGAGUUAUGAGGAAGAAGUGGUGAAACAUGAAGGGAAAGGAGUGGCGAGAAGAGAUGUGAAACAGGAGCCCAAACACGGAGGGCUGCGCUCAGCUUUCCUGGAUUUGUUGAGGAGGAUGGACAAAGCAGAAUAACCGAAUCUUAAAAGAAUAUUCUAUAAUGUUAAUUUUUAACUGAAUAAACAUUGAGCAUUAA